CCAUGCUCAUCACAAACCAGGCCAGCCAGAGCAUCCAGUGGCCGGCGAGCAAGCUGAGUACGUGCUGCCACUAGCAGGUGCGGUGCUCUAACUUGUCUGUGGUUGAGAGAUGGAGGCGAGGGUUGCGGUGCUCGUGCUGCUGGCGCUGGUGCUCGUCCCGGAGGCGUGCCGGGCGGAGCGGUUCGUCGUCGGCGACGCGGCGCGGUGGACGUGGGGGUACAACUACACCGACUGGGUCAUCAGGAAGGGCCCCUUCUUCCAGGACGACACCCUUGUGUUCACGUACGACCCGCCGAACGCGACGACGCACGCGCACAGCGUGUACAUGAUGCGGAACCUGGCCGACUACCAGUCCUGCAACCUCAAGGCGGCCAAGCUGGUGGCCGGCGUGACCGAGGGCGCCGGCGCGGGCUUCGAGUUCGUCCUCAAGAAGCGCAAGAUGCACUACUUCGUCUGCGGCGAGCGCCAAGGCCUCCACUGCACCGCCGGCCAGAUGAAGUUCAUCGUCAAGCCCAAGAGCUCCGUCUGCCGCGACUGACCGCCCCCCUGCUCCUCGCAGGCCCGCCGGUCGUCCAUGGCGUCCACAGCCUUCGCCGUCUUCCUCUUCUGCAUGCCCCCUUCUUCUUCCUAUUCUGUCUUGAAUCAUUUGUUAUACUUGCCGCUUGUAAGUUAUCACAAUUGUUGCAUUCAUAUGUGUCGUGUGGUGUAAACUGUGUUGCGUGAUACGCUAUUUAUGCAUGACUCGGUGCUUGAAUAAAGUAGGGAGUGUGUGCGCGCGUGUGUUGCUAUAAAUUAAUGGAGGAUGUGAUGAGAAAUGAGGGACUGUUAGUCCAUUA
Messenger RNA from Triticum dicoccoides, 836 nucleotides. Its product is annotated as blue copper protein 1b-like. The record is from RefSeq and is a predicted model, not a curated record. Gene Ontology annotation, molecular function: electron transfer activity. The transcript is spliced from 2 exons. NCBI's taxonomy places the organism in Eukaryota, Viridiplantae, Streptophyta, Magnoliopsida, Poales, Poaceae. Bases 110 to 538 code for a protein of 142 amino acids.